This is a messenger RNA of Lymnaea stagnalis (great pond snail), 13629 nucleotides long. Lineage: Eukaryota; Metazoa; Mollusca; Gastropoda; Lymnaeidae. The record is from the annotation of a GenBank genome assembly.
GAACCCCCAGUUACUGCGCGCGCAGUUUGUCGUCAUGUGUUAUCCUUUAAGGCUGCGCGAGUUACACGUGGUGCCGACCGCAUAUAUUUACAGUUGUCUACCCCAUCUCGCUGGAUUAGUUGUCUCAAACGACCGGAAUAUACCUGAGAUUUUGUUAAUGAAUUAAUAUUAGAAGUAUCCUUAAUGACAGUGAGUAUUAUUUAUUGUUUGUGAUACUUUUGGCCGGGCAGUUAUGUGGCAUUGCUCAGCUCAAGAAAAAAAUCGCGCCAAUUCUCACGCCUACGGCCUACGCCAUGUUAAAUUAAGUACAUGCCAUCUACGUAUAAUAUUUGCCAAUUUUAGUUUUGUUCAAGCAUAUAUCACCUACUCGACUUAGCGACCGGCAACCGGUUAGAGUUAAUGAAUGGUGCACCGUGUCGUGAGUCCCUCCUACCAAUAGUGUGGCUGAUAGCGAGACGUUACUGUCUAAUUUGCUGUUCAGACAGAAUAUUUUAUAUAAAUUAUAUUUAUAUCCCCUGCACUUGCUUUUUUAAAUUUUGGCUUUUGUAAAGAACGUCGUUAAUUUAGCGAUAUUUUCUCAGAAGCGGUCAACUAAUCCUAAUAUUAACUAGAGCCAUUAUACUAACACCAUGAGUAUGAUGAUGAAGUGUCAGUAGCCGACUCGCUCACUGUGACUGGCGGAUACCCACAGCCUUGGUUUCCCGCCGUCUAUGUGUUAUCUCGUCACAAGGAAGGAAGGAUAUACUUCCGUUUGUUUUCUUUUGCUAGCUCAGUAUGGUCAAAGUAAGUUAUUCUGUCUAAUACACGUCAUAACUUAGGCGUCUUUGUGUGAUGGUGUUAAAAAGUACCUAACAUCGAAUAUACUCAAGAACAGUCAAUAUUAGUAGUAACUUAUUGUAUGACCAUUAUUAACGUCAUGCGUCACCGUCUUACUUGUCACCGACUCCUGUCAUUUAUAAUUAAUUUUUUUAGAUAAAUUAGCAGGCAUACUAUAGGCAUAGGACUAUGACUAUGCCUAGGUCAUUUAGAAUGAUUGUGAUUUGUGUAUAAAUUAUAAAUAUAUUUUAUAUGUAUUUUAUUUUAUUGUAUUUUUUUAAUUUUAUUGUAAGAAAGUAACGAAACUUUUUACCGCUUUUUUGUCGUAGACAAAAAGGUGCAGACAAAAAAGGUGCAAGUGCAUUUUAGCGCGUAUGAAAAUGAGGUUUGGUUGAUCUGCUAAGAUUAUAUUAUCCCCAGCAGCUGCAUAUCAUUAAUAUCAAUAUCUUUUUUACUCAGACCCAAAGACUAAGGAAUAUUAAACAGAAACUUCAGAAAAUAUUAUUUUUAAACAUGCAUGAUUUAUCAUUGAUUGAUACAUUCAUUUGUUCUUGCUUGAGAUGGCUUAGGCCUACUAAGCUGCACUAAGUGGGCUACAAAUUUUAUCAUCCAGUUCCAGACAGAUUCAUCCUUUGGGGUUUGGGGCCAUCCAUAAAUGACGUCACAUGUCGGGGGGGGGGGGGGCGAGGGGAAGCAAUGUUCCCUCUAAGGUUUGCUGGUUUGUGUGCAAAAUCGUACAGUUGCAAAUUUUUACAGCAUGAAUUUUUGAGUGUGCAAAAUUUUACAGCCCACAAACAAAAACACGCACAUGGAAUUUCGCUGCGUGGAUACUCAAUACUGCUGCGCUGUGUCUGAGUUAGCUGCGCAGCUUAAAGGGAACGUUGGCGCAGCGGUUGGGGGGGGGGUCACAUUUUUGUGAUGAUGUGGGGGGGGGGGCUUAAGCAAUGUGCCGUCACAUGAAAAGCUGGAUGUUAUAUUAAAAAUCUGCACUUAAUAACCCUAAAUUAAAGAAAUUUCUAAAAUUAUUCUUUUAUAAAACAACAAUAAUUAGGGUAUUUUAGAUUCAUUUUUGUGAUGAUGUGGGGGGGGGGGGCUUAAGCAAUGUGCCGUCACAUGAAAAGCUGAAUGUUAUAUUAAAAAUCUGCACUUAAUAACCCUAAAUUACAGACAUUUCUAAAGUUAUUCUUUUAUAAAACAACUAUAAUUAUGGUAUUUUAAACUGCGAUCACUGAAAGAAUCGGUACAAGUAUGCGAGGUCAGAAAAAUGGACUCUGAUCAAAUUACAGGGCGCGAUGGACCAGGAGAAAAUGGAUGUAUAGUAGGGUGACCAAACGUCCCAUAAAAACAGGAUUGUCCAGUUUUUUCACGAUCGCACCCUGUGUCCCGAAAAAGUCUCCAGGGACACCAAAAUGUCCCGUCUCAAAACCCAAACACAAUUUCAAAUCACUAAAACUUGCAAAUUUUUAAUAUAUCUUCAAGUAAUAUUUUGGCUAGCUGUGUAGCCAGUAGUGAUGUGGGCUCGCGUGAUGGUUGCAUUGCUCCCCCUCCACCACUCUGCCGAUGCUGCUUAAACGUCAGUGUCCCUGCCUUAGAUCUUAUUAUGUUGUAAAAUAUGUAUAAAUAAGUAUUCCCUGCAAAAUAAUAGUUUUCGUUUAUGAUAUGCCUCAGAGUUUAAAUUAAAUUACAAAAGUGACAGUAAAUUUUAAAAGAUUUCUAGGUCUCAAAAUAGUUAAAAUUACCAUAUUUCAAUAAACAGUUUCUGGGAGGCCCCUGUACCCCUCUUUAGUUGGAGGGUAUCCCCCCCCCCACACCAGGUUUUUUCCAGUUCAUGAUUUGGUCACCCUAGUGUAGUGACAUUGAUAGUGGAGAGAAUUUAUGUCAAAAUGUGGAGACUGGAGUCUUAGAAUUAGGACGACCACGUGAAGUGGGAUGGAACGGAAAAAAAAAGUUGAACUGGGUCGGGGGCUUCUUAGUAAAUGCUCUAGGGCAGGGAUUCUUAACCUAUGUGCGACGCUGCAGACCCACUCCUUUUUAAAGACACACAUCCCCUAUAAAAAAUGGCAACAAAUUACCAAAAAUUCAUCAGAAAGACAUAAUUUACUGUUGCUAAUCAAAUGCAUAACAUAAUAUUUUUUUUCUUAGCAACAACUAGCAAUGGCAUCAAAUACAAUUUUCUGGUUUUCCGUACUCAGGGCUGGGGAGGUACCUUUGCUCCUGGUUAAGAACCACUGUUCUAGUGAAAUGUAUUUGACACAGGCACAUGAAUUUGAUAUUCUUGGGAGGUGCAUUUCUUAAGGCUUUGUAAAGGACUGGAGUGGACGCAUGGAAUUUAAAUUUUGGUUGGGGGGGGUGCAGCGAUUAGUGACAUAUUUGAUGCAGGUCUAACUUUUUGUGAUGGGGUGGGGAGGGGGGGGGGGUCCAAAAAAUCUGCAAAAUUUGUGUGACUUCAUUUAUGGCUGGUCCUUUGCCCAGUUCCCUCCUUUCAAGUUUUCAAGGAUAUGAAUGAAUAAUACAAAGAUAUAAAGUGGUUUGCUUUACUUCUGUACACUUGUUAAAUCAGAGGAUAGUCACAUCCUGGUAAAUCAGGAUUAUAGAAACUCAUCCUGGGAUGAAAUAAAUUCAAUUUAAAAUAUUAUUGUAAACUUAAUUUAACUAUGCAAGAGUUUAGUUACAUUUGACUAUUAAAGAAUGAAAAACUAUGUUAAAGUUAAUGGAUUUUUCACUUGCCUCUAAUAGCUUCAUUAUAUCUGUCAAGCAAUAUUUACAAACCAAUGUUUCUAGCAACUUGUAACAAGGGGUUGUCUUGAGAAUUAACAUAAUUAAUAAUGUUAUACAUGUGUUCAUAUAUGUGAUGAGCUGUUGAGCCUGUUGUGUUGUGUUCAUUCACUUAUGGCGAUGAGUGUCUACUUGUUUAGGCUAAGUCUUUCACUUCAUCCCACAAGAAAGUAUAUCUUAAUCUAAUAGCAACACCCACUAAUACAACUAACUCCAACUCCAACCCGUUUGUUGCAACAUAUGAGUUUAUUUAUUAACAAUUCCCUAACCAUGGUUUCAGAUUAGUUCCAGCCAAACACUAAGCAACACACAAGUCCAAACAGUCAAUAUAGUAUAUCCACCAUCUAUCCACCCUAACAAAUAAAAAGAACGCAUCAUUUCCCCUUACCCAAAAACGUCACAACAAUCUCACACAAUAGAUACAGCUACACAUGAAAUCUCCAAAUUAAACAUCUUUUACAUACCAAACAUAACAACAGUGAUACUCAUACCCUUGGCAAUAUGUACAUGUCUUACUAAGUUGAUUUUGAGAUUUUGGAAGAAGAAAAAAUAUAUAAUAAUUAUGAAGGUAAUUUGAACAUAAAGCGCCUGAUACAAAAGUUAUUAGAGCACAUGUUCCCAGCUCAUAGGAUGUGACCUCUCUCUUGUUGUGAAGAGAUUUCUGCUGGAUCGCUGCCGUCUGAAACAAAAUACUAAGAGAAAUAUUGAUUUUUUAAAAUAGAUUCCUUUUUUUAUUUUGUGUCUUUAUUUCAAUCAUGGCAUGAAAUAUGUAGUUAAAUGCAAGACUGUAAGAUCUAGUUUUCUUUUCCAAGAAUUUACGAUACUCAAAUUUUCCCAGUAUAUUGCUGUAUGAGAAUGAGUCACUUUUUUAUAUAGGUAUAAAUGUUGCAGUGGCUUGAAAAUGCUCAAGAACCUGUGUACCACUGCUAUUGCGUUUAAUAUCAUUAAGAGAAAGCUAUGAGCUCAACAUGAAGAUGCCCAGCCCAAUAAACUGCCUAUAAAGACAUGAACAUAAUCUUUCGCCUGCUCACAGGAGACCUUAGCCGCAUAAAACAGUUAACAAUACUUUUAAACACAUUGUUGAAAAAAUUCAUUAACAUUGAUUGGCAGAAUCCUUUCAUUAUAACCAAUUAUAAACUAAGGGCUGCUAAUUAUAAUAUAGGGUAGUUGUGUUGAAUUAUGUGAACUGGUUUAUUCCGGCUUAAGGAAUCAUAAUGGCCUAGCUGACAGGGCAUGUUUAUUAGCCCUGACUCCAAGGUUUUACCAUUUGUGGGAUUCUAGUUAGCAUGUACAGGUAUUUAAUAUCACAAGCAAUACAUUAUAAAAACCACUUACUAGUGUGUCAAAGAGAGAACUGCCUGAUACACAUUAAAUAAUGUACUGUUGUUUUCACAUCUCAUAAUGUAGGUAGUGCUUAUUUUCUGACAUAAAUGAACUAAUCAUAAUGUACUAUGACUUGCAUAUCUCAGAAUUUCUACUAAGAAACAGAAUAUGGUUGUGGGAGAAUAGAUUCAUAUAGAACUUGAUAGAAGAUAGAGCAUAAAGUGGCAAUACAAAUUGACAUUUAUUCAGCGUUGUUCAUACUAAUCUGUAAUUAAUUUAUGGUUAGGGGUGUCAAUAGGAAUGCCCCAAGAGUAGGAUUUAAAAAAAAAAAAUUUGAAAGAAAUAUUUUUUAGUGUUAAAUGUUAAACUAAAUUGUAGUCAUUCCUGACAUUUUUCUAAUUUCUGUUCAGGUGCCUGCUUUAAUCUAUGAAACUUUUGGGAGAUAGCGAAGGGUCUCAGACUCCCCCAUCAGAGUCAGCCAAAAUGUACUUGAAUAAUUCCAAACUCUCCUCCACCAACCCCAAUCUCAAAUAUGGCGAGGGGGAUGCCACCAGCAGCUACACUUUCAAGAGCAGAUCAUACAAAGCCAAUGGUGUGGAUGAACCCCAGGAGCCAUUAGAUUUGGACAAUCAUGAAGGAAUAUGCCUGGAUGCUGAAGACACCCAGCACUCGUCUAACGUCCUUGCUGGGAUCAACAAGCUGCGAAAGGAGGGUCAGUUCUGUGACAUCAUUCUGGUCGUUGAGGACCAUGAGUUGCAGGCCCACCGGGGGGUGCUUGCGUCAUGCAGCCCCUAUCUGUUUGACUUUAUUUCCUGUCUGGAGGAGACCACUGAGCCACUCCCCACCUAUAAACUGAAGAAUAUUCCCUACGUAGGUUUCUACUACCUGUUGGAGUACAUGUACACUGGAAGGUGAGUCUGCAUGUGCAGUUGGUAUUAUUUCAAAUUUAGUGCAUAUUCUUGAUCUGUUAAAGUGCUAAGCGUAUUACCGACUGGGAAGUUGUGUGUUUUUUUAUAUAAUGGGAGAUGCAUAGUAUUAUAGUAUAUAGUUAGCUAAAAAAUUAUAUAACUCAAAUUUUAUACUGCCAUUAAAUCUUGUUUCACUGUCACAUGCUCCUGUGUGGGUACUACUCACUUAAAUUCAUAAGUGCAAUCCAACCAUACACACACUUUAGAAAUAAUUUUUUAUCUAUUAUUUUAUAUCUUUUUUCUUUCAUUAGGUUGCAUGUUCCUCUUGAAAAUGUGCCUGUUGUGCACGCCACCGCCCUAGUGCUGAAAAUGGAGUCUGCCUCUGGGAAAUGUGCAAAUUUUCUGGCCAACCACUUGACGGCUGCUAACUGUUUAGGUAUCAACAACUCUUCUUACAUUUCUCUCUCCAGCCCCCUUCUCUUCUGAGGAGGGUGCGGUCAUGCAGUCACAUUUUUCUCUUGGCCCUCCAUCUCUGGGAGAGAUGGAACAGGAAGGCAGAAGCUGACCAGUGCAUCACCAUAGCGGUCAUAUGACCACCAUUCACCCACUUUUUUACCAUUUUGAUUUGUUUAUGUCCUUAUAACAAGCACCCAGGGGUUAACCUUUGCCAUCAACUUCAGCGCAGCAGACCUGUGCAUGUCGUUUUUCCCUUUAAAGUUUCACUGUUUCCAUUGAGUGCUUCAUUGAGAGCCUGUAAUUUACCUAGUAAUAUGGACAGAUAUAAGACUAAAAUCUGCUUUUGUAAAUGUCUGAUGGCAAAGGUUGUACUCAAUGUAUGUAUUGUGUUGUUGAGAAUACCACCACCACAAAAAAAGUCAGUGAUCUACUAAUGAGCCCCACCCUCUGAAUAUCCUCCCAAACCACGCAGAUGAGCGUUAAGUCUGAAUACGCAAUCAAUCAAGGGAGAGGAGAAAGAUGGAUUGUUGGAGGAUGAGGAAUAUUGAUCCAGAUAUAUGCUAUGGUGAUGCGGAGGCUGUUUGAGUAGAGGUCGACUUGUCACCAAGGUGAGGCCAAACAUUAGACAAUAGUUUUCUGAAACACCUUCCUGAGGUGACUAGCAUCCGUCUACCUAUGCUUGGGGUUUGUCGUAAUAAACAAUCUAUAUUUUUUUUUUAAUGGUUUCCAUUUUUUCCUCCCUUUGAUCAAAUGUAGGUAAUAAUUUCAGGACAUUUCGAAGCAUGUCAACCUGCAGACUGAUAAAAAAUUGUUUCUUCUAUUUCAAGAAAACAUUUUUAUCAGGCUAAAAAUUCUAACUUGUUAGGUGGUGCUCUAGAUGGACUGUGGUCAUCAGUAAUUUCAAUUACUAUUUUUUUUUUUUACAGCGGCUUAACAAAGUAACAUUUUGUAUAAUGACUUAUUCUUUUUUAAUUUGCAGGGGGAAGUAUGUUUUCAAUUGUGUGCCACAAUUUAAGAUACAAUAAUUAUUAAUGAUCCAUACAUCUUUGUUUAAAAAAAUAAUUUCAUGUUUAAGCUCAAAAACUUGCAGUCAUGUAAAUUCACUACAUUUACUCCAUUGGUUCAAUUCAUGUUUAAUGUAGGCAUUUUCCAGUUCGUGUAUUUUCAAACUUUCAUUCUGUCUAUAGAAUUAUUAUUCAGUGAGACUUCCAUUGUCACACGAAGCAGGUUUAUUUAAAUGGGCAGGCUUUAAAGAGAGUCCUCCAUAGUUCUUUUUUAAAACAUUUCUUUUUUUCUUUUUUAUAUAUUACAGAGCUGCUUUGCAUCUUAUUUUGAAGACAACAUGGCUUUAGAAAUGGCUGCUUUUUUUUUUUUUCAUAGGAAUUUGUAUUUUAAGAUUUUAAAGUUUUUAAUUCUACUCCAGGAAUCCGACGCUUCACAAAAGAUGCAGCUUUCAAGCUAGCGGUUGAUGAGUACAUAAAGUCUAACCUGAAAGACAUCAUGCAGAGCAAGUCCUUCUUUGGGCUCACUGACCUUCAGGUUGAGGUUGUGGGUUAGUAGUGUUCAUCUUUUCUUUCUCACAAUCUCAAAUUUUUACAGUCGUUUGGAAACAAGUUCUUGUUAGGUGGGCAAUUGUGCAAGCAGUUUUAUUAAAUCUUUAAAUUGUAAUUGUAGAGUCCAUAUUUCAGUAUCAUGGAUGUAAUAUUUGAAAUUAUAUUAUUGGUACAGCAAACCUUUUUGUAUUUUCUUCUAGGACUCGAUGAGAGUAUCACCAAUGAGGCAAUGGAACGCAGGCUAUUUUCAUUGGUCUUGGAUUGGGCCAAAAAUAAUCUGAAUGACUUGAAACCAAAAAUGGAUCGCUUGGUUGAAAAGGUAAAUUUAAAAUGGACAUUUAAUACCAUUAUCUCUCUCCUGAGAGAAUUCAGCAGGACUGAAAUGUCUUUGAAUAUCUUUUAAACCAAUUAUGUUUUAAGACUUCUUAAAGAUUUUUUUGAUUUAUGACCAUUUUUAUAACGCUUUGAUGAUUGUUAAAUUUACUAACAUUAUAAAUAGAUUAUCAACAACAUUAUAAAUAGAUUCUGGUGCAAGGGUUUGAAGUUCUGUUGGUGUUUCCACUAGGUGAAUGUGCUCUACUUGGAAUCAGACAACACACUGAGAGACUGUGCUGAUGUGGAGGACACUGUACUAAGUAGUGAUGACGAUAUGGUUCAGGACUACAAAAAGGCUCGCAGAAGGGUAGGUCUAGUCUGGCAUGAUUUACUAGGGCUUCUUUUUUAUGUUAAAAGGUCUUUGUGUUCAGGAUUUGAAUUGUGAUAAAGAUUCCCUGUUAAGCAUCCAUUCAUUGGUUAUUUUCUUUAAUAGUAAUCCAAAUAUUGGCCCAGAAGCAAUGUUCACACUGAGGAUUUGUUGUAGGCACAUAUCUGGUACAAAUCCAACAGGCUUGAAUGCUAACACUCCAGCUACAUGUGCAUCCUCUGAUACCCCAUGAAGGUGUUUACUCUGUAGCACACAAAUUUAACUUUGUGUGCAGAACUAGUUUGUUUUUUUUGUAUGUGCUGGUGCUAUAUUAAAAAUGGAAUAAAAAGCCAGGACAAAACAGUUAAUGUGUGCAAUUUUAUUCAAUUAUUUUUGAGCCCGUACAAUGUUCAUAUUUGGUAGGUAAAACAUACAUGAGCAGUCUUUUCGAAAAUCUGAAUUUUCAGAAAAGUUCUUACUCCUUUUGUUCUUAUUAGUAACUCAAGUUAGUUAAUGUUUUUUUAUGUAAUAUAAUAAAAUAUCUGGUCGCUUUCAAAUCUAUCAUAAUAAUUUAAUAAUAACUCAUUUUGGAAUAUCAUGUUUUCAAAUACAUGACUUAGAUGUGUGUGUGUAUAUAUGUAUGCAUAUAUUAGCAUAUUAAAAAAUAAAUAUUGAUUUUUAUUAAUUAAAAAUAAAAUAGGGUAGUAAUUAUAAAUACUAAACAAAUACUUGUAGGCGAAACAGUAUUAGUUCUAAAUUGAUACCGGCACAUGACCCUAGUGCACAUAUCCCAGCAACAAUUCCCUCACUGUGAACCUCGUUUGAAGCCACUAAAAACUUAAUUAAAAAAAAAAAAAUUAAAUCCAGAACAUAUUUUACCUUUUAGCAAAAGAUAGCUCUAUGUUAUUUAUACUUUUUUUUUUUUUACAUAUAACUUUUUUCACAAAUGCUUAUGUGUAUGCAAAUGUUGUGUGUCAUUUUUUAAAACUACUUCAGAACAAACUUCAACCGAAAGGAGGCAGUCAGCGGUCUGCUACUAAUGGUAAUGGGCAGGCUUUCCAUAAGUUCAGCCUCAAUCCUGAGGAGGCUGUCUCAGUGGCAGAGAGAGAGUGGUCCAUUGUGGCUACACGAAAAACUAGUGGUGAGACACAUUGUCAUCAUUUGAUUUACCCUUCGUCACAUUACGGGUCUUUAGUGCUGAAAACACUACACUCAUAAGAAUAGUAAUGUGAUUAGCAUUUCAUUUUUAAACAAAAUAUAUAUGCACGCCAUAAAUUUGGGGAAUUUUCUUCCCUGCCUGGGCAUUUUCUUGAGCCCUUGCCUGUUUUUAUUUCAGAGAAUGCUUACCUAGCCAUAGCUUUGCUCGAUGGCCGUCUGAUGGCUAUCAGCGUGCAUGUCCGCCCCGUUGUUCCUACAAACGGUGACUCCAGCGGAAGCAACACAGCUCCUGACACACCCCCAGCUGUCACCAAUGGCAAGCAUAGACUGAGUCCAAUCCUGAGGAAAGCAUCCAUAACACCACUGCAGCCAAUGUCAACACCAAGAUGUGCUCUGGGUGCUGUGGAACUGGAUGGCAAAUUGGUUGUGUGUGGUAUGUUGAUAAAAAAUUGACACUAAAGAUAAAUAGAUUAAGUUGACAAACGUUAAAACCAUUAAAUCUGUUAUUUAUUUUUUUAAUAUAAUUGGGUAAUUUUAGUAGUAAUUUUACAUAACUUUUAAAAAAUGGGAGGUCAUUGUUUUUUUUUAAAAAAUAUAUAUAUAUAUAUUAAUGCAUUAAAAGGUGGCUAUGACAGAGGCGAGUGUCUCCAAAGUGUUGAGGCUUUUUCACUUAAUGACAACCAGUGGACUAAGAUGCCUGACAUGAAUCGGGCUCGGGGAAGGUUUGGUGCAGCAGUACUCAACGGUCUACUCUAUGUCUGUGGUGGCUCUGAUGGGUGGAAGGAGCUCUCUUGUGUAGAAAAAUAUGAUCCUGCCACUCAGAAAUGGAAGUAUGUUCCCAACAUGCUUAAGGAAAGAUCCUCUCAUGGUGGGUGAUGUGCAGCUGAAUUCAAUACCAUCUUUCUUGCAUUAGACAAGGAUAUACUUGAUUUAUUUAAAAGUCAAAUUUAUAGCUUUAAUGUGGUUUGUUUCUUUCUUGCAUUAGACAAGGAUAUACCUGAUAUAUUUAAAAGUCAAAUUUAUAGCUUUAAUGUGGUUUGUUUAGCUCAAAUUAGACUAAUUAAAAUCAGUAUAUAAGUUACAUCAUGUACAACAAUCAUGGCAGCCGGCAAUUAUUUAAUUUUCAAAACAAUAGAAUUUAUGUUAAAAUUGUAAUUUUAAAGAUAAUUUUUUUAAAUUUUUUUUUAAAUGAUCAUUAGUAUAAAAGUCUUAUAAACUUUCUUAUAUCGUAAGUAGCUUUGCUAUUUUUCAGGUGUUGUUACAUUGAAUGACAAACUCUACUGUAUUGGUGGAUGCGAGGGCCAGAGAAGUAUUGCCACCUGCGAGGCCUUUGACCCCACUACCAACAAGUGGACUCGAAUUGCAUCUUUAAAUUUUGGUAUGUUUUUGAGAAGUUGUUCAUAUUUCAAGUAAAUCAUAGGCAAACAAAACCCUGUAACAUUAAUAUACUUGGGCAUCAAGGUAUGAUCUAUCGAGUUUCGAAAAAUUGACCCAUUAUAGAAAUACCGUGAAAUUCUUUUUAAGAAGUAGAGAAAAUUAUAAAACCUAUAUUAUUCAAAUAUUGAAGGCAGUGUGCUUCUUCUGUACCUUCCAAUUUUUAUACCUGGGUUAGGGAAGUAACUCCAUUUUGCAAUUGAUCAUUUGUAAAAAAAAAAUAUUUAAGCUUCUAAAUAUUAAGUAAUAAUGGUUUAAGAAUAAAUGAAUCUGGUUUAAUUUUUAAAAAUGGCGCGAUAAAGAACGACCAAAAAAAUCGGAUGAAGACAUGCUGGAUAUGGAUGCACCAUACUCAAGCACAGAUAAAUUGAAGAUGAAACAGGAUUUAAAAAACUUUUCCCUUACACAAAAUAAGCGAGCUUUAAGAAAAAACUUAGCCAUCUUUUUGGAACAAACUAAAUGAUCUUUAAUAACAAACUAAAUGAUGAAGACAUGCUGGAUAUGGAUGCACCAUACUCAAGCACAGAUAAAUUGAAGAUGAAACAGGAUUUAAAAAACUUUUCCCUUUUUUUUUUUUUUUUUCAAUUGAAAUCAUUCCAUCAUCUGAAUUCGCGAGAUUUCCGUGCUACUUUUAAAAUGAAAGCGGUUUGUUGCUCUGCGCCUGGUGUAUUUGGACGCAUCUGUCCGAAUCCCCGAAUGGCGCAUUUUGUCGCAACUGUUAGGAAUGAGUUUAUACAUUUCAGACAACUAUAGUUUUUUUUAUGGACUAUAAGACACACCUUCAUUUUUAAGGAAUUUUUAAAAAGUAAUAAUUUUUUUGCCAUUUUUAUUAAAAUUUCGAGUAUAAGACGCACCUGAAUUUUAGAGGCAAUUUUUCGAAGAAAAGGGUGUGUCUUAUAGUCCGUAAAAUAUGGUGUUCCUCCUUGGUUUCAAAGUGAUUAAAAAUAAAUUAUGUACACAACCCUGAUGGAUAUUUUUGCAUAAUGUUGAAAUGUUUCAGACUAGACAUCAUUAAGCAAAUACUCGAUGUAUAAGGUCUCUCUAUGGAACAUAGCAAUGUGAUAAAUAUUUUGUAAUUAUGUUGGGCUGCAGAACUUGAAAGAUAUGUUAUAACGUUAAACUUGUGGCAACGUUUCAGCUCGUUCUCAAGCCUGUGUGUGUGCGGCUGAUGGCCUAGUGUAUGCCAUAGGAGGAACUGAUCAGUGGAACACACUCAGCUCUGUAGAGGCUUAUGAUCCAGAAACUGAUAAGUGGACCCAACGACCUAGCAUGAAUUCAGCACGAAGAGGUGCUGGCAUUGGUAUCAUCGAAGGUAAGUAGAGGAAGAUCCAAGUUUCACUUUAUUAAUUGAAAUGUGUUGCGAUACAGCGUUCUUGCUAUCUGGUGUCAUAUUUUAUUGGUAUUGGUAUGUUUUCUUUUACUGUCACUCUUCUUCUGUAAUCAACUUUGCUUAAAUAAAAUGAGUUUGGGAACCUAGAGAUGAAUUGGUGAAGAUGAAUUGAUUUUUUUUUCCUUCAGAUGUUCUGAUUGUUGUUGGUGGCAGUGAUGGGGCACAAUCUUUAUAUACAUCAGAGAUUUAUGACUUGAAGACAGACACCUGGAUUGUUGGGCCCAACCUCAAUGCCCCCAGGGCAAAUCUCAGUGUGGUUACAAUUGAACGUCGCCUGUUUGCUGUCGGGGGAUUCAGUGGUAAAAAAUUCCUCAGCACCAUAGAGUGGUACGAUCAUGACGAUAAGGAAUGGUUUGGACAUGCACCCAAACAAAUUGCAGCCACCAGUAAUGGUGAUAAGAGCACCUCAGAGAAUGGAAGCGAACCAUCCUCACCUGGGAUGGCAGAACAAGCUGAGUGUACAGAGAGGAAUUCACCUGCUGGCCAGAUGGAUAAAUCUGAUGGCAUGUCUGAGUGCACCCUGAAAGACAUUGAAACAAAAAAUAUUGUGGGUGAAGAGGAGCGGAUGGGUUCAACAUAGAUGGAAUAUAUCAUAUAAUAAAACUGAUCCACUGUUAAUACUUGAUGUGUUGGUCAAAUUCAUGUUGGAGAUUUUAUAUAUAAACAAAUAGGCAAAUGCUGGCUCAGGUUAUUUCACAUUUUUUAAAUUUUUAUGUUUGUUUCGGUUCAUGGAAUUUAAAAUUGCUUGGUACAUUUAUAUUUUUAAGUGUUAAAUUCCAGAUUUUAAAUACUUUAUGUUGGUGUUAAAAUCACAUUGUCAAAAUAUUUUGCUGGAUGUGUGCACAAAUCUCAUUUAUAAUUGGCACUUUCCAUAAAGGAUGUACAAUGACUGAUACACACUAAAGAUCAAAAACGCUUAAUUUUCUUAAAGUAACCCAUUAAACUAACAGCAGGGGUAAAAAUAACAUCUGGCAUAUGUUAAAGCCAUGAAACAUUUUAUAUCUAAGAUGUUUUCAAAAAAGAUUCACUUUUUCUUAUCUUUACAAUCUGUGUAAUGGGUUUCUAACUCUGUUAUUAAGUUAUUGCCAAACCCACAGUGAAAAUUAUAACACAAACACACAACACCAACCCCCC